GAGCGGUCUGUCCCCGACAGGAACCGAGAGGGUACCCGUUAUACUGCCCGUGAGUGUGACAUAUAAAUACUGCCGGGCAAGGUACACGUCGUGCCAGCCAGUCUUGACUGACCCCCACCACGUACAUCGUUACUCGGGACUUGACCAUUUCACCAUGGGCUCUACUCCUUCCAAGCCAACCGUCCCAGCUGUCGACCAGCUCGAUGAGAAACGCUCUGUGAUGAGCGGCACUGCUUCAACCAAGUCGACUGAAUCACAGGCUACUGCUCGUGCCCCCAUUUCCGCCGACGGUUCACUCGCACUCGCGAGCAUCGCCGAUUGGGAAGACGCAGCCUCUUCCGAUCCCAAGACGAAGCUCGCGCGCACUAUCCUCGCGCACAGUGACAUCCGAUCUGCGCUGAUAAACCGUGACGCGAAGAUCCUGGACCAGCAUGUGUUCAAUACCGAGCUGGAGUUCAAGACGAGCCCGGUGACGAACCAGAGGUCGAGUGGGAGGUGUUGGUUGUUCGCGACGACGAAUGUGUUGAGGUACCAGGUUAUGAAGAAGUUGAACUUGAAGGAGUUUGAGCUGUCGCAGGCUUAUCUCUUUUUCUGGGACAAACUGAACAAAUCGAACUACUAUCUCGAGCUGUCCAUUCAACAUUCUGACCUUCCCCUCGACGACCGUCUCAUCACCCACCUUGCUGGCGACUUGAUCAGCGACGGUGGUCAAUGGGACAUGGUCGUCAACCUUCUCGAGACCUACGGCAUGCUCCCCCAAGUCAACUACCCCGACUCAACCCACGCAACCGUCUCCUCCCCGCUCAACACCCUCCUCCAAACCAAACUCCGCGAACACGCCCUCGUCCUCCGUCGUCUCAUCUCAUCUCUCCGCUCCACUUCCAACCUGUCGGAAGCAGACAUCCUGUCAACGGUGCGCUCGAAGAAGGAAGAGCUUGUGAAAGAGAUCUAUACGGUCAUGAGCGCGACGUUGGGUGCGCCUCCAUCGCCGGAUGGGAAGUUUGUGUGGGAUUACUAUGAUAAGGAUGGGAAGGCGGGGACUUGGGAGGGUACCCCUAGGGAGUUCUACAAGACCUUCACGAACAAACAGUACCCGGUCGUGGAUUCGUUCUCGUUGAUCAACGACCCGAGAAACGAAUACUCGAAGCUCUACACUGUCGACAAGCUCGGGAACGUCUGGGGUGGUCGUCCCGUGCUCUAUGUGAACACUGAAGCGGAAGUCCUGAAGGAUGCAGUCGUCAAGAUGAUCAAGGCAGGCCAGCCCGUUUUCUUCGGCUGUGACGUCGGACAGUUCUCUGAGCGCGUUGCGGGAAUAAUGGACACCGAUCUCUACGACUACAACAACGCAUUCGACAUCACCCUCAACCUGACCAAAGCCGAACGGCUCCAGACCGGUGAAUCCCAGAUGACGCACGCGAUGGUCAUCUCCGGCGUCCACCUCGACUCGAAGACGGGAAGGCCGGUGAGGUAUAAGGUCGAGAAUUCGUGGGGCGAGACGGCGGGUGAGAAGGGGUACUUCGUGAUGACGGAUCGGUGGUUCGAGCAGUUUGUCUACCAGGUCGUCGUGCCGAAGGCUUUGGCGCCCAAGGACCUCGUCAAGGUGUUCGAGUCCGGAGAGAAGACGGUGCUCGCGCCUUGGGACCCUAUGGGCGCGUUGGCGUGAGGCGGACCGGGCCUCUCGCUUGGGUUAAUACGUCGAUGUAUGGUUUACUGAGAUUUAGACGUUUGUAUUGUUGUACUUUCGGUUCUGGGGCUCGAGAGGCAUCAAGUUGGUCCAGUUGUGCCGUUUCAGGGCCUCGAAGUGUAUGGUUUCGACUUGAAGUUGACUCGAAACGGAAGGUGGCAAAGUCGAUGUGGCACUAACUAGGAAAUGG
This is a messenger RNA of Stereum hirsutum FP-91666 SS1, 1874 nucleotides long. Its product is annotated as peptidase C1B bleomycin hydrolase. The transcript is spliced from 10 exons. Bases 155 to 1663 code for a protein of 502 amino acids. Lineage: Eukaryota; Fungi; Basidiomycota; Agaricomycetes; Russulales; Stereaceae. Gene Ontology annotation, molecular function: cysteine-type aminopeptidase activity. Gene Ontology annotation, cellular component: cytoplasm. The record is from RefSeq and is a predicted model, not a curated record. Gene Ontology annotation, biological process: response to toxic substance; proteolysis; L-homocysteine catabolic process.